UAUCCCUCUCUCCCUCUCUCCUUGGUGCACUUUCUCCUUCUCCUCUCUGCUCCCUGCUCCAGCUGGACCGUGCCAUGACCGUGGGGAACAUGGAGAGCAUUGAGCUGUUCGAUGCUGGGAAGAAAGGUCGAGGGCUGAGGACAACCAAGGAGCUCAGCGCUGGAGAAGUGGUGUUUGCUGAGCCCAGCUUCUCUGCUGUGGUCUUUGACAGCUUGUACACUCAGGUGUGCCACAGCUGUUUCCGCCGUCAGGCCAACCUGCACCGCUGUGCCCAGUGUAAGUUUGCCCACUACUGCAACCGAACCUGCCAGACGGGAUGCUGGGACGAACACAAGCAGGAGUGUUCAGCCAUCAAGAAGUACGGCAAGGCUCCCAGCGAAAAGAUCCGUCUGGCAGCUCGUGUGCUGUGGCGCAUGCACAAGGACACAGGCGUCGUGACGGACGGCCAGCUGGCCUCGGUGGACCAGCUGCAGGAACAUGUGGCCGAAAUGUCCCAGGACGACCUCAAGGAGCUCAACACGGACGUCCACAACUUCCUCAAGUACUGGUCUCAUAAAAGCAAGCAGCAUUCUGUGGAGUACGUCUCACACAUCUUUGGCAUCAUCGGCUGUAAUGGCUUCACUCUCAGCGACCAGAGGGGUCUGCAGGCUGUGGGUGUCGGUCUGUUCCCCAACCUGUGUCUGGUCAACCACGACUGCUGGCCAAACUGCACCGUCAUCCUCAACCACGGCAACCAGUCAGCUUUGAACUCUGUUCUGCACUCUCAGAGGAGGAUUGAACUCCGUGCCCUGGAGAAGAUCGCCGAGGGCGAGGAGCUGACCAUCGGCUACGUGGACUUCCUCAAUCUGUCUGCCGACCGCCAGCGGGCACUGAAGCAGCAGUACCACUUCGACUGCACCUGCCAGCCGUGCAGCCAGCACACCAAGGAUGACCUGAUGAUGGCCGCCAAGGAGGGCGAGGGAAGCAAACCGUCUGCUGAGCUGGUUAAAGAGGUGACAGCCUUCAGUAAGGAGUGUUUGGAGAAGGUUGAGAAAAGACGUGCUGAGGGGGAUUUCCAUGAGGUGGUGAAGUUGUGCCGUGAGUGUUUGGAGAAACAGGAGAAUGUCUUGGCUGACACCCACCUCUACAAGCUGCGUCUGCUCAGCAUCAUCAGCGAGGUGCUCUCCUUCCAGCACUGCUUCUCCGAGGCGGCAGACUACACCAGCAGGAUGGUGGAGGGAUACAGGAAGUUGUACCACCCCAACAACGCCCAGCUCGGCAUGGCCACCAUGCGGGCAGGCGUGACCCAGUGGCACGCGGGGCAGAUCGAGGCAGGACAUGGCAUGAUCUGCAGGGCCUACGCCAUCCUCAUGGUCACCCACGGACCCAACCAUCCCAUCACCAGAGACCUGGAGUCCAUGCGUAUGCAGACCGAGAUGGAGCUGAAGCUGUUCAAGCAGAAUGAGGAAGUGUACCACACCAUGAGAGAGGCCGCCCUGAAGAGCCAGCCCAUGUGCACGGUGACCAGCUCCUGAAAGGCCACGCUACAAACACCUUCCUCACUACUUAAUGACAACGCUCGCUCAUUUUCUUACCCACGGUGUUAUUGUGCGUCAACAUGUAAAUCUGUCUUAUUAAGCACUUGCAUCUUCCUGAACUGCCAGUGGCUCUGAGUGUGCACUGUAUACUGUUCUGUGUUAAAACAUGUGCAGAUGUAUCACAAGAUGUUGCAUGUCACCACAAUAAAAGUGA
This is a messenger RNA of Myripristis murdjan (pinecone soldierfish), 1731 nucleotides long. It is a transcript of the gene smyd1a, whose product is annotated as SET and MYND domain containing 1a. Bases 75 to 1514 code for a protein of 479 amino acids. NCBI's taxonomy places the organism in Eukaryota, Metazoa, Chordata, Actinopteri, Holocentriformes, Holocentridae. Gene Ontology annotation, cellular component: nucleus. Gene Ontology annotation, molecular function: protein binding. The transcript has 10 exons. The record is from RefSeq and is a predicted model, not a curated record.